AUGAGUACAGAAAUAACGAAAAAAGAAAUACAUUUAAUUAAGUUAGAUAUCGACGGAACCAGCACUAACCCAGAUUUCUCCACUUUAAAUCAAAAACUAAAAAAAGUUUUACAAAAAUUAAAGGAACGAGGCCAUAAAAUCUGCUUCACAACCGGACGGAAUUAUUUAUCAGCCUUGCCUUUUUAUCAAGAAGUCGGCUUAGAUACUUUUUUAGUCACCUACAACGGAGCUUACAUUAAUAACCCUUCUAAAAAUAACGCCGAAGAAUUAGUGCUUAAUCCAAUUGCUAACCAAACUGUUAAAGACAUUUUAAAUGAGCCAAUAAUCAAACAAAAUCUUCAUAAUGCCUUGAUUGAUAAAAUAGACCGCAAAACUAUUAGCACCAGUGAUGAUAUUUAUUAUGAAGAGAUUUUUUUUAAUGGCAAUCCCUAUACUAAAGGAGAAAAUAUUUUACAACUUCUAGGGGAACAAGACGCUUUACAAUUAGUUUUAGAAUUUUCCAACAAGGAGGAAAUGCUUAACAAUAUUUUAAUGUUGUUGCGUAGCAAAUAUAGUGCCUCCAUUACUUUUUAUUUUGGCAGCAAAUUAAAGGCCAAGACUCCUGGAGAUAAAGUCCUUGUUCCCGAUCCAGAAAAAACUAUCAUAAAAAUUCGCAACAAGUUCGCUAGCAAAGAAUUGAUGCAUAUGGUUGGUAAAGGUAUUGCCACUGCCGACAGUGAUAAUUAUUUAAAAGCCUACGCCUAUGGAAUAACCGAUUUUGGAGUCCUUAAUAGCGACGGAGUAGCCCAAUUUUUGGCUAAGCAUUUUGAAACUAAAAUUACAUUUACAAUAACAAAAAUAAUAAAUCCUACCGAAAUCGAAAUUAACAAAAUAGAUUUUCCAACUGGCGAGGGUGAUGAAAAGGCUAAAAUUACAAAAAUAUUUUUCUUUGGAAAGGAAAGUGCUGAGGGCAUUUUUGAGGCUAAUAAAACUUACCAAAUAACUUUUGAUGACUCAGAAGUGAAGGAUGACCGACAACCAACUAUGACUCACAGUGCUCAGGCAGGUGGCUUUGCCAUGGGUCCAGAACCAAAAAAUCUCCCUAACAAAUUAAUUCUAGAAGAAGAUGAAAAAUUAAGAGUGGUUUAUAAUAAUAAGGACACUAUUAAAAUCACCGAACAAAAUUCCCAAGGUGGUGGAAGUGGAGAAGAGACGUCAACAGAAGAUACGGGAAGCACAGGAAAUAGCCAAUCCUCUGGCAACAAUUCGCAAAAUGAGGAUUUGAAUGAUAAAGAGAACUCGGGAACAAAGCCAGAAGGAAACAAUUCCGAAGAUACUUCUAAUUCCAACCAAGGGAAUGAUAAUGACAACCAAACUCCUCCUCCCAGCAAUCAGCCAACUCAGGAGGAAAUUAAUAAAGCCAAUGAAAAACUGAAUCAAGCCAAAGAAAGUGGCGAUAAUGAGAAAUUAUCCGACGCCAUAAAAGAUAAAGAAAAAUUAAAAGACAAGGGUGCUGAAAAGUCAACCGAGGAUGAGACAGCCGAAAAAGCAGCCCGAGAAGAAUUGGCGAAAGACAAAGAAAAAUAUCGACAAACGAUUUUCGAAGUUAUUGAGGAUAAAAUGAAAAAUAAUGGCGUUAAUGUUGACGAUUUGGAUACAGAGCCAAAAACUAAAUUAGAGAAGUUAAAAAACAAGGAAAUUACCGAAAAAAAUGAAGUCGACCAGGCUGAAAAGGAAAUAACUAAAAACACUUAUGAAAAAGCCGCAACUAAAAAAUAUUCUGACAAUUCGAAUUACCAGUCAAAAAAAUCCGAGGCUGAAGCGUUAAUAAAAAAAUUAGAAAAUGCUUUGAAAAAAAAUAAUAAUUCCAGCGAAUCUAAGGAUAAUAAUGAUGGCAUUCCUUUAAAAGUAGUGAUUCCGGUUGCUCUGGCAGGGGUUGCCUUUCUAGUUGGAGCGAUUAUUUAUACUCGCAAAAGAAGGUUAAAAAAUAGUUAA
Messenger RNA from Paraglomus brasilianum, 1974 nucleotides. NCBI's taxonomy places the organism in Eukaryota, Fungi, Glomeromycota, Glomeromycetes, Paraglomerales, Paraglomeraceae. The record is from the annotation of a GenBank genome assembly.